Molecule: messenger RNA, 2900 nt
Organism: Drosophila grimshawi
Lineage: Eukaryota; Metazoa; Arthropoda; Insecta; Diptera; Drosophilidae
Exons: 9
Coding region: 1718-2497 (259 amino acids)
Source: RefSeq, a predicted model, not a curated record
UUUUGAAUUAUUAAUGAAGUCGUUGAAUGGCUUCAGCCUCUGGCGUGGACUUGGGCUUAAGUUGAAGCUGUGUUUACGUGGCCAGCAUCUGAACUGAACUCAACUGUACUGACCUGAUUUGCAGUUGAAGUCUGUUGAUGACCUGGCUCUUAAUCAACCGAGUCGUUGCCUCGUGCAUCCUUGCGGCAUUCGCAUUCAUCGCAGAUAAGUUUAAUUAAAUCCCAGGCACAUUCCUCGAAUGCUGCUCUCGUGGCUGCCACGCCCAUAGCUGCGCAUUGCAAUUCUUUAAGCACUUCUCCACAGCUCCGGGAAAUAUGGGCAUGAUAUACCAAAGGGAUAAGCGGAACAGGAACAGAAUGAAAUAGAGGAGGAAGCAGCAAAGUUUUCUGAUUUCGAUUUUUAUUGUGGCCAAAAACUCUGAAACAAUUUCCAAUCUGCUGCCAUGGAGAUUAGAGAACGCGAAGAGGGAAAGAAGAAUCAGGUGGAAUUUGAGGUCGGUUUCUUGGCAACAAUUUCAUUUCGGAGGCAUUUCCUCUUCUAUUUCCAACUCUGCCAACUCUUGACUUUCCACCUGGCCAACUGUUUUGGUUCUGGUUCUGGCUCUAACUGCACAUGGAAAUCCAUUCGUGUAGCUGCACGCAUCCAGCAGAAAAAGGGGAAAGCAAAGGGAAAAUACCACUUGAACCACAAAAUCCUAAAGCUAAAAGUUUUUCCUCGUUUGCUCUUCAAAUGUUUCUUGAAUAAUUUAAUGCACAGAAGCAAAAAUUAACACGUAUUUAUUAACGCGUCAGUCGAAGUAAGUCGUGACUCUCUACAGAACAAACCAACCAACCAGGCAACCCACGACUAGACGAGCAGACGACACAAAAAGGCCACCAGAACAACGAGGACAACCAGGACACGUGCUCGACACCAAUAACGGGCUACUGGUCACUGUUGUCCACUCUCUGCUGACCAGCUGGGAAUACGUCACCAACGAGAAGAACCAAGCCACCAGCAGCAGCAGCAGUUGGUCAAAGGAGCAACAGUGGGAGGAGUAGGUAGCCAACGGAGAGGGAGGAGUGGCUAAUAAAAAAGCUAACGAAAGUCUAGCAGAGUCAGAUGCGAAAAUGCUGAUGCCGCUUGCAGUCGACAGGCGAAUCCAGCAGCAACAACAACAACAAGAGAAACAACCGCAACAAAAACAAAACUGGAAAAGUUGAACCCUGUGUGCAAAAGGGGAGAGUCGACAGCUGAGGAGAAGGGGGAGUCAGAGGCAGCUGCAGCGGCUGAAAAGUUCCAAAUUUUGGCAGACUGAAUCCUCAUCGCUUUGUGGCCGCAUCCGGAACUACAAAAUUGUGCCCCCAGCGGAAGAGUCUCCUUCCCAUUGCUCAGUCCUUAUUUCCUGCGCCUGUGCAUCCUGAACGCUUCAAUUGCCACACACUGAAAUUGGCUGUCAUACAGCCAAAGGGGAAGACAGUUCCACCAGAAGAAAGGGGGGUCCAUUGAAAUGAGCCCCAAUUGUGGCGACACAUGCUCUGACAAGUUAUUAAUUCAACGUCUGGCGCGCAGAUAAGCAUACCCAGACACCAUAUCAGGAGGAGAAGUUGCAGAUCCUCACUUGUCACUGCUCACUGGAUAUCUCAACAUUUUCAUCAGCCACCAUGAAGUGAUAAAACUGAUGGGGCUGAAGGCGGAUUUGCUCUAAGUCCACGAGGGAGCCAUUAACACAUACGCGAUGUACUUCACCGUCCCCGUCCCGGCAGAUGUGCACGAGCUGGGGUUCUCCUGCCGUCACUUAUCCUUUGCGCUACACAAUCAGCAUCGAGUACGCCAACGACCAGGACGCACUGGGCACACCCACGCUGAGCAUUCCGCACAAGGGCCUGGUGCCGUAGAAGAUCGAGUCCUUCCUGGUUUACCUGCCCUACACGGGCAAUGCCAGCCUCCAAUUGCCUGUGAAUGUCAACAUGGUAGUGCAAAGGAACUCCCCGCUUCAACGAUACCCGGCGCCACUUCAAGCGCAACAAGAUCUGUGCCAAAGGCACCAGACCCAAACCAAACUCUGAUGAGCGCCGCUACUUGUGCUUUGGGUCUGGUCUUCGCCGUAGGCCUCUUGGCUAGCAUGAUGUAUGUGCGAGCUCGCAAACAGCUGCGCCAGGACUUGCUGCAUACCAGCUUCACUACAGCAGGCUAUGGCCGUCAUCAGAACGUAUUUAUUCGCUUUGAUCCGCUCGGACGACCGCCGAGUGCCACCGGCUCCUACGCGACCAUCGCCAGCCUCAACAAAUAUCCGGUGGAAACCAAAAAGUCGUGCAGCAUAUUUGACCGUUUCCGCAGCUCGCCCACGCCCACACCCUAUGCCACCGCCCUGCUACCAAUGGGCGACCAGACCGGCGAGACCAUUUACUCGAAGCCAGAAUCGGUCUGUCCCUCGAGGAUAUCCUACUACACCUCCUCGCAAGAAACCCAGAUUUCAAUUUCAUACUCAUUAUGGCAACCGUUUCGAGCCAUUUGACUGAGGAGCAGAAAGACGAGGAAGAGCAGCAAUGGAGCACAUGAACAACCACAAAUAUGCCCAGUGAAAGGCACUUCCAAACAUAGAUAUGUGUGAUAUCGGGAUGUCUGGGAUAAUACUCAUCGCCAAGAGUCAUCCUCGUAUCGCACUGAAGUAUGCGACGGGGAAUUAAAUGAAUUUCAACAAAAGCAGAGCCCCAAAAUUGCAUAUGGCUCCGUCUGAUGAGCUCGAGGAGUUUGGGUUGUUUGCCAUAAUUAUUGCUGUUCUCUUGUUAUAACCCCCAUUAUCCAACCCCUGUUACAAACUCAUGUGACUGUUUGUGAGAACGGUAAGCGAAGUGAAGAGGCAGAGGGGAGAUUCACUCAUUUAGUCAAACAAUUAUAUCCAAGUGCAUACACUGAAA